GUUUGCUUAUUAAACUCAUAUUCUAUUGAUUUGAAUUGGUUGAGAAUUGACAAUCAAAGAAGAAGAAAGAAAAGAAAAGAAAAGAAAGAAAGAAAGAAAGAGAAAGAUGUUGGGAGUAUUCAAGAAUGGAUUGGUGAGUCCACCAAAAGAGCUAAAGAGCCCAGCCUCAUCACCAAGGAAGGCCGAUCAACCCCCGCUGAAAGCCUUCCAGUCUUCUCAUCCUAACAGUGCUUCCACCAUUUCUUUUGGUGAAGAUGCUUCCUUGGCCUUCGCUCAUUCUUCCCAUUCCCUUAUGGCCACCCAAAGGUUGUUUUGUAGCGUGGAUGACGUCUACUGUGUGUUUUUGGGGAGCUUAAACAAUUUGAAUGCCCUUAACAAGCAAUAUGGGCUGAACAAGGCUGCAAACGAGGCCAUGUUUGUGAUCCAGGCCUACAAGACCCUUCGUGACCGUGGCCCAUACCCGGCCCAUUCUGUCCUUAAGGACCUUGAAGGCAGUUUUGGUUUUGUGGUGUUUGACUUCAAGGCUAAAACCGUUUUUAUUUCACUUGGUAAUGAUGGGAGAGUGAUGCUCUUCUGGGGGUUAGCUUCUGAUGGCUCUGUUGUAGUUUCUGAUAAUUUGGAGGUUAUAAAGUCUAGUUGCUCCAAGUCUUUUGCUCCCUUCCCAACUGGUUGCUUGUAUCAUACUGGAGGAGAGUUGAAGAGCUUUGAGCAUCCAAAGAACAAAAUGAAAGCAAUCUCAAGGGUUGAUAGUGAGGGUGCAAUGUGUGGAGCCACCUUCAAAGUUGAUAUCUAUGCAAAGACCAAAAGCAUGCCAAGGGUUGGAAGUCAAACAAAUUGGGCUUGGAGCCAAGAGGCUUGAAUCUAUUUUGACUUUUCUAAAGUCAAUGAGGAAAAGUCAAAAUCUUGCUCGUUGAAUUCAAGUACAUUUGAGAUGCCAUAUUUUUAUAAUACUUAUAAUAUUACCAAGAUUUUGUCAAGUC
This is a messenger RNA of Lactuca virosa, 980 nucleotides long. The record is from the annotation of a GenBank genome assembly. Lineage: Eukaryota; Viridiplantae; Streptophyta; Magnoliopsida; Asterales; Asteraceae.